Messenger RNA from Penicillium maclennaniae, 1641 nucleotides. Its product is annotated as sugar porter family MFS transporter. The transcript is spliced from 6 exons. Gene Ontology annotation, biological process: carbohydrate transport; transmembrane transport. NCBI's taxonomy places the organism in Eukaryota, Fungi, Ascomycota, Eurotiomycetes, Eurotiales, Aspergillaceae. Bases 1 to 1641 code for a protein of 546 amino acids. The record is from RefSeq and is a predicted model, not a curated record. Gene Ontology annotation, cellular component: membrane. Gene Ontology annotation, molecular function: carbohydrate:proton symporter activity.
AUGUUUAGUUUGCCGACACUGCCCUUCGACAGCAAGAUCGAGGAGAGCCGUUACCAGAAUGAAGACUUGGAACAAAAGGAUGUUCAUGAAGUCCAAGUUGCAUCUGUCAGCUUUCAAGACGCAUUGGCCAAGGAGCAACUCAACCCAUGGAGCUGGGCAGCGUGGACCCUAUACGGGGUAAUUCUGGUAACUACUCUCGAUUGCUGCAUGAAUGGCUUUGACGGCACUCUGAUGAGCAGUAUCAAUGCAAUGCCCAACUUUCACAAGCAUUUUGGAACUAGCAUGGAAGGAAGUGGGACGGGUCUCCUAUUUUCUAUCUAUUCCUUUGGCAACUUGGUCGGUGCGGCUUUUGCAUCACCAAUUUCUGACAUACUCGGACGACGGAUCGGCAUGUUUAGCGGGUCUGCGUUCAUCGUGAUCGGUACCAUUCUUGAGGCUGUCGCCAGCAACGUGCAACUUUUCAUGGGUGGCCGAUUCCUAAUUGGAUUAGGCGUGAGUAUCAGCAACACAGCGGCGCCGGUAUAUCUAGUGGAGGUGGCUUUCCCACAGUGGCGCGGGCUUUUCGGUGGUCUCUACAAUGUUGUCGGUUAUUACACGGGGGCCAUUUUAUGCACGUGGAUCGCAUAUGGGACGGGCUUCCUUUCGUCAAAUUGGUCUUGGAGAGCCCCAGUAAUCAUUCAAGCUGUAUCGUCUGUGAUCGUCAUGCUCGCUGUGUUUGUUCUACCCGAGAGUCCUCGUUGGCUGUGGGCGACAGGCAAACAGGAGCAGGCUCGGAAGAUGCUCAUCAAAUACCAUGGCAGUGGCAAAGAUAACUCCCCGUUGGUCCGGUGGGAGUGCAAUCAAAUUGGAGAUCAUCUUCAAUUUGAAAUUGAGACCGGUGGCCGGAAAUGGUGGGACUUCAGGGUCCUCUUUAGUAGCAGGGCAAACCUCUAUCGUCUUUGGCUCAUCUUCUUGGUCUCGGUAUUCUCUCAAUUCAUCGGCGGCUCUGUCAUCAGCUACUUCAUGCCCGUCAUGCUACAGAAUGCGGGCAUCACCAGCUCAAGCCAGCAGCUUCUUAUGAAUGCCCUUAACACGGUCUUUUCUUUUGUGAGUGGUCUGGUCGGAAGUCUUUUUGUCGACAGAUGGGGCCGUCGCUCUCUUUUCCUCUGGGGAACAUUCCUUACUGGCCUAAUUUACGUUCCUAUCAAUGUUUUGGCAUCGUACCCCGUUGCCGAGAUCACCCGAAGCAUGGGUUAUGGCUUCAUUGCUAGUAUCUUUCUCUACGGAAUUUUCUUCUCUUUUACAUGGAGUAACUUGCAGGCCUUGUAUCCGGCAGAGAUUUUGCCAAACACGAUUCGAGCCAAGGGCGUGGCUUUCCAGGGUGUCAUCUCCGGGGCUGCUAACUUCAUCAAUUUUUACGCCACCCCGACUGCGCUGCAGAAUAUUGGGUGGAGGAUGUAUACAAUUUUCCUGGUGUUCCAUUUCCUGGAAUUCGCUUUGAUGUUCUUUACACUACCGGAGACCAAAGGUCGGUCAAUUGAAGAGCUGAACUAUGUGUUCAACAGCCGAAAUCCAGUCAAGGAAUCACUACGAAGAACUACCGUAUUGGUGCAUGAAGGUGAAGGCGUUAAGGGUAUUUCUGAGGUCUCGGGAGAUGUCUAG